Entelurus aequoreus (snake pipefish) is the source of this 1910-nucleotide messenger RNA. RefSeq names its product SH3 domain-containing kinase-binding protein 1. The transcript has 5 exons. The coding region runs from base 96 to 701 and encodes 201 amino acids. The record is from RefSeq and is a predicted model, not a curated record. Gene Ontology annotation, molecular function: protein binding. NCBI's taxonomy places the organism in Eukaryota, Metazoa, Chordata, Actinopteri, Syngnathiformes, Syngnathidae.
UCCAGUCGGUGUGUUGCUGCAGUGGAUUAGCAUUUAUUUUUAAAGCGGUGCAUCCAGAGCGCCAAGCCCAGUGUGGAUGUGAGAGCUCCGUGAAGAUGCAGCGUAUCUACAUGCACAGCAACGAGCACUUUGAAGUGUUCACCACCGUCCUUGCGCCACAAGGCAUAAGUCGAUACACAGCACAAGCUGAAAAGAUGGUGGUGGUACACAGCUACAGUCCUCACUGGCCAGAUGAGUUGGAGCUGGCUGCUGGUGACGUCAUGGUGGUUCUGUCCCACCAAGAGGAAGGGCGCUGGUUCGGAUGUCUGCAGGACGGCCAGCAGGGCUACUUCCCCGCCUCCUGUGUCAUGGAGUUAGGCCAGGAUAAAAGCAUCAGAAGGAGCUCAUCUCUGAGAACAUCGGAACAUGACGGGAGCGUUCGUCGUAACAGUGCGAGUGGACACAUUCUGCAGGCGCUCAGGAGGGGGAGCCGAGGAGGCGGCGGCGCAGGGGAAGUGAGCCUGGAUGGCGGCCAGGAUGGCAGCGAGGCCCCCGCCGUGCCCCCGUCGCAGAGGCCCUUCUACUCCCCGCAGCUUCAACACGCGAGCCCCCAUCCUCAGAUGCAGCGCUCCUCCCCGGGUCUGCUGCACAGGAUCUUGUCCAGGUGCCGCAGGAAGAGCGAAUGCCAGGGGGCCACCAACGGGGCCUUUGAGGAGGACUAACUCAAGUGGGGGGCAGGGCAUGGGGGCCCAGUGGACGUCUUCUCUCAGCAUCCAGGUAUCGUGGUGUCCACGUUGUGUGACAUUACAAAGGGGGCGUGGCUUCAGAACCAGAAGUUGUUUUUCUUUCAUUUAAGCAAUCGCAAAUCUUUUGUUUCUCAAAUAGUGGGUCGGGGCCCACUGUGUGGUCACGAGCAGCAAUGGAGAUUUCUUUAUUUGUGUCAGCACUCUAGUAUUCGUGUUAGAACGAUACACAAGCCUGCAGCUAGGUGGCAGCACUGCCAAAUCUAAUCAACACCCUCUCGGUUCUACCCAGUAAAACUAGUAAGUACACAGGAACACGUGUACUUACUUCUUCUACCCAGUAUAAGUUGUAAGUACACAGGAACAUGUUUAUUUACUUCUUCUACCCAGUUUAAGUAGUAAAUACACAGGAACAAAAUGUACUCUUACCAAUUAAAUAAGAAAAAAUAUAUUCAUUCAAAAUGUGUACAAAAUGUCUAACAAAAUUGUUUAUAUUGCCAGAAUAUAUUUUGGAAUAACUGUUUAAAAAAAAGUCAUCAAAUCAGAAACUUUAUUACAAAAGUCUUGACAGACCAACUCAAUGAGUAUGGAAAAAAGAAACAUUACUGAAAAAUCAAUACGAUUUUUUAAAUUAAAUUAUGCAAAUGUAAUUGAGUUCAAUACUAAAUGUUAAAAAAAAAUAAUAAUCAAUACAGUUUGUGAUUAUUUAUUUAAAAACACAAAGGAUUUUUUUUUCUAAAGAUUCCAUUAAAUAUAAAUAAAUGACAAAUAACAAUUGAAUACAAAAAAAUAUAGUAAUUCUAACUUCUUUAAUAUCUGGGACGGAAAUGUCCCACAAACACAUAUAUUUUUGGAAUUAAUAAAACUUUGUAAAUCAAACAUAUCUAAAAUCAUAUAUUUAUAUAUCAUAAUUUAUAUUUAUUUUUAAAUAAAAAUCCACCCAAUUAGCUCCUAUUUAUUUAUUCCUAAAGAGUCCAUUAAAUAUAUCAAUAUACAACAAUUGAAUAUACAUAAGGUCUAUUUAUUCUAACUUCAUGAAACAUCUGGGGCAGAAAUGUACCAUAACCAAAAUAUUUUUUUUCAAUUUAUAACAAUUUCUUCAAUAAAAAUGUAUACAAAUUGACCUAUAUAAUAUAUGUAUCAUAAUUUAUGUGAAUAUGAGCAAAAAUGUAAACAUUUCAGAAUGUA